Solanum lycopersicum (tomato) is the source of this 570-nucleotide messenger RNA. Its product is annotated as late embryogenesis abundant protein At5g17165. The record is from RefSeq and is a predicted model, not a curated record. Lineage: Eukaryota; Viridiplantae; Streptophyta; Magnoliopsida; Solanales; Solanaceae.
CUCAAAAUCAUCAUUACAUUGAGCAUUUCAUCUAAUUCUUCUUACUCAUUUGCUUUAUUGUGUUGAAAAGUAGUAAUUAAGAACUUUAAUCCCUUUUUUUUCAAACUAGUAAUCCAUAUUUGAAUGGCCACCAGUUUACAGAACCGUGGAUUCGUUAGCUUGAAGAAGGGAUUUUUGAACUAUAUUAAUCAAAGUUUUGGCUCGGAUCUUGUGAGGGCAGUGCAUGCAUCAGUGUACGAUAAGAAUCUGGAGGAGUCUGUGCUGGUGCCAGAUGAAGUGAUCAAGGCGAAAUCGGAUAAGUACUGGACUCCUCAUCCUCAUACUGGUGUGUUUGGACCAGCCACUGAUCAUCAUAUCGGUAUCAGGGCUGUGACUGCUAGUGUAGAUUCUGUGUUGGAACAGAAGGCCUUCUUCCGCCCACUCGAGGAUCUUGAGAAGCCAGCUUAUGUUUAAAUUUCUUUCAAUCUGUAGUGAUUUUUUUAAAAAAUUUGAAUCUGUAGUAAAGAGUGCAGAAUAAGAUGCUAUCAAAUAUUUGUAUUAUAAAUAAUAUGAAUCUUUUACUUCUAUCAA